AUGCGUCGGAACUAUAUCGAGUAUAUCGAGAUGGCCAAGAGAACAAUCCCAGUCGACCGUCUCUGUCAUAUCAAGCUUGAAGAUGGACUCGGCUGGGAGCAAAUCUGUCCGUUCCUUUAUAUGCCGAUUCCCGAUCAGGAAUAUCCCGAUCGCAAUGAGCCUGCGAGAUAUCAGGCUAUUGUUACUGAAGUCAUUCAGCUGAUGAUUACCAGAGCGAUAAUUAGAUUUGCCAAUGUUGCGGUUCCUACCGUCGGAGUUAUCGGGGUGGGCAGCCGUGAAGUAUGGGCCGAUACCUUCUGCAGCUGUAAAGAAGGUCUGAUCUUUUGA
This is a messenger RNA of Penicillium concentricum, 327 nucleotides long. RefSeq lists its product as uncharacterized. The record is from RefSeq and is a predicted model, not a curated record. The coding region runs from base 1 to 327 and encodes 108 amino acids. The transcript has 2 exons. Lineage: Eukaryota; Fungi; Ascomycota; Eurotiomycetes; Eurotiales; Aspergillaceae.